AUGUUCUCUGCAAUGUUUCUGUCCCUCUUCAUGCUCAGUCUCCUCUCUGGUGUUCAAGCAGAUAAGACCCUCCGUUUAGCGCUCUCCGGUCCAGAAGAGGUCCACAAUGUUGACAACUUUGCUGUCGUCGCGAAGGUUACCAAUACCGGAUCUGAGACUAUCAGGCUUUACAAGGACCCCCAUUCAGCAAUUGAUGACUUUCCUGAGAAUACAUUCACAGUAACAAGUGAGGAGGGCGACACACCCGAAUUUAUUGGCGCAAAGGUCAAAUGGAGCUACAAGGCUGCGACCGAGUUUAUCACACUUGCUCCAGGCGAGAGUCACGAGGUCACCCAUCAGCUCGGCGACGCCUACAACUUUUCUAAACGAACCACUUAUGCCAUUACGCCACAGGCCACCUUGUAUGCUCUACCCUCUGGCAAGAAUCCAUAUCCAGUUCCUAUCGUCGCCAGCAUGCCCGAGGCAAAGCAUACCGCCAAGCUCAGCGGGAGCCUCAUCUCGACUGUCGUCGCCAAACGCAAUCUCGAGCACGCAGAGUUUCUCCAAGCGCGUUCACUGGAGAAGCGAAUCUCGUUCAGUGGUGGAUGUACGGCCUCCCAAAGGACCACGAUCAAUACUGCAGCUACCAAUGCACUCAAGUACACCACAGGCGCCGUCUCCUAUCUUUCAGGCUUUGCCAGGACGAAGAGAUACCGUACAUGGUUUGGCGCUUACACCAUUUCGAACAAGAACAAAGUCUUGGACCAUUUUAAGAAGAUCCAGUCUGGUAAUCCAAAGUCGUACAAAUACGACUGUGCUUGCGUCCGUGAUGGUGUUUUCGCCUACGUCUACUCAGCAACAUUCGGUACCGUCUAUCUCUGCCCGGCAUUCUGGGCUGCACCAGCACUUGGAACAGAUUCUAAAGCAGGGACUAUUGUCCACGAGUCUAGCCACUUUAAUCGCAACGGUGGCACGGACGAUUAUGCGUAUGGUCAAGUGGCUGCUGCUGCGCUCGCUGUCAGCAAUCCCAAACAGGCAAUUAUGAACGCCGACUCGCAUGAGUACUUUGCAGAGAACACACCCGCUCUCCCAUGA
Molecule: messenger RNA, 1074 nt
Organism: Serendipita indica DSM 11827
Lineage: Eukaryota; Fungi; Basidiomycota; Agaricomycetes; Sebacinales; Serendipitaceae
Source: the annotation of a GenBank genome assembly